AUGCAUUCAGAUUAUUUGGUUACAUUUAAAUCAGAAAAAGUUGCAGGAUCUAGAAUACAGUUGGUAGAUAUGCAAGACUAUAAGAAGUUUCUUUUAGAUUAUAAGAAAUUAUCAGAUAGAAAGAAAAAUAUGAUAAUUAUGGCAUCUUUAAAGAAAAAAGAAAAAAGAAAGAAUAUUUUAAAUUCUGAAAAAUCAGAUUAUGAAGAUACUAAUUUGUGUAAAAAGAAUAAAAAGAAAAGUACUGUGAAAUUGGAUGAUUUUUCAGAAAUAUUACAACAAGAAGGACAUGUAAUUCAUAAACUAAGAGAGCAAUACAAAUGUAAUCAACAUGAUACAUGCUUUAUUAAUGAUAGACAAUAUACAAAGCUUACUGUAAUGCAUCUCUAA
Molecule: messenger RNA, 387 nt
Organism: Funneliformis caledonium
Lineage: Eukaryota; Fungi; Glomeromycota; Glomeromycetes; Glomerales; Glomeraceae
Source: the annotation of a GenBank genome assembly